Messenger RNA from Eleginops maclovinus (Patagonian blennie), 2980 nucleotides. RefSeq names its product KH homology domain-containing protein 4-like. The record is from RefSeq and is a predicted model, not a curated record. Bases 138 to 1865 code for a protein of 575 amino acids. Lineage: Eukaryota; Metazoa; Chordata; Actinopteri; Perciformes; Eleginopidae. Gene Ontology annotation, molecular function: RNA binding. Gene Ontology annotation, cellular component: nucleus. The transcript is spliced from 14 exons.
CCACUUCCGCCUAGUCAGACUUUGCGACAAGUCGUCAUAAGAAAUCGACGGCCAGUGCAGACCUAUGGCUCCCGUUGCCCAGCGUCAACUGUAUUAAAACUGUUUUAAUUCUCCUUCAGAUUUAGUGGAGUGGUGCUAUGUCUUCGGGAAUGGCGGGACACACACCGUGCCUAACCAGCCGAUGGGAUAAGACAGCCCAACCUAAACCGAGAAACAGUGAAAAUGCAACCCACUCGGUCUCUUUAUCAGGAGUCGUAGGCAAUGCUGGUUCAAACAGCACAACUUCCCCGUCACAACAAAUGGGAGAAAAGCCGGCACCUCAGGGAGGUGUUGAAAUGGCAGCAGCCAUGGCUGCUAAAAUAAAUGCCAUGUUAAUGGCAAAAGGAAAGCUGUUGACUCCUCCACCAUUGCUCGCAAAGACGCCUCGACAUGUGCAUGUGCCAAAGACUACAGACGAAAUGGUGGUCACGGAGGUUGACAUAAACGAUGUACCAAUAAAUUGCAGGGAACUUCUUACUAAAGGCAAAACACAGGAAGAGAUCCGACAGUUCAGUGGAGCAGUCGUCUCAACGAAAGGCCAUUACAUGUCUGACGGGGAAAAGGGAAUAGCAGGACAAAGACCUUUGUAUUUGCAUGUCCAAGGGAAGAACCAAGAGCAAGUCAAUAAGGCUGUGCUGAGGAUAAAAGAAAUCAUCUCUGAAGACUUGUUGAGGGCCUCGGCAGCAUCAGGAGGACAACAGGUGCCCAUAAUGCCUCCGCUCACACUCUACCCUCAGCCUCCUCGGCCUGUCAUUACCCCAUCUGCACCACGGAUGCCAAACACCAACUCGGUGCCAGGACAUCGGCCUGCAGCUCCUCAUUCAGGGAGUUUUGUGCACACAAAACUAUUUGUGGGUCUGGACCAGGCGUGUCCCUCGUUCAACGUGAAUGAAAAGGUCGAGGGUCCAGGAGGUUCGUACCUGAGUCACAUCCAGGCAGAGACGGGGGCUCGAGUCUUUCUCAGGGGAAAAGGUUCUGGCUAUAUCGAACAAGCAUCCAAACGAGAGUCUUUUGAGCCUCUUUAUGUCUACAUCAGCCACCCAAAUGCAGCUGGAUUGGAGUCAGCGAAGAAACUUACGGAGAGUCUGCUGGAAACUGUGAGACAGGAAAAUGCACGAAUGGCGUCGAUGUACACUGCCACCGGUUCAACACAACCAUACGCAGCACAUGGAUUUCCACCUAAUAGCAAUUACUCUAGCCAGGGAUCCUGGUAUAACUACCCAGCAAAUGGGUAUGCUGGCGGCUAUUCAGCGUACCCAGGAGCCAGUGGUUAUUGGAGUAAUGCAAAUGGUCCCCCAAGUCAUUCUAACAUGUCGACAAACCCUCCAUCUUCUCAGGCAAUGGUUCAGUAUCCGGUGUGUCCUAGAAAACCACAUCCCUAUCUCGUCCAGGAUGCUGGCAUCAGUGGGACAGUGGAGCCUGGAGGAUCUUUAAACAACCCGCCCGACUCGGGAAGUCCUAAACGUCAUUUCCAAGAGGGUGCUAAGGAGGAACAGCCUGCCAGCAGAUCUCCGGAGGGUCCUGCGAACCAAGAGUCGGCACUUCCUGCCACCACUGUUGGAAAGGAGAACGUAGUAGAAAGGAUUCUGAUGCCUCCUCCACCACCUCUAUUUGUGGCCCCUGCCCCCGUUGCGCGCAAAAGGCCGAGAGACACAGAAGAUCCCGUCAGUCGGCCUGGCAUCACCGCAUCAAUGGGUGUUCCAGAUGAGGUGGGUGAGAAGAAGACGAAAGUGGAUGAAGAUACAUCAGGGCUAGUCCCCUACGGAGGAGACUCAUCCGACGAAGAGGAGGAGAGGACGCGCAGCAGUAAGACCGAUAACUCAUAACCCCUGCCCCACCCCCACAGUCCAGGAUACUCACAGACCCAAAGUCCCCAUUCAAUUUACCAACACACUUCUCAAACCCCGGAAAGGAAAAAUCCGCCCUUGCAUUUUCAUUCACUGUUUUAAGACUAUACCAGUGUGUUUUGACAUUUUCUUACCACAUUUACUACAAAGAAGGAAUGCACUAUUCACUUAUUAUUUUCCAAGCUGAAUUUGGCAUUUUAAAACUUGCAUAUCAUUUGGUUCUUAUUCAUCUCCAUAUGGCACUUAGGGAGAGGAAAUUCUGGAUCCACUUUAUGUACGACAUCCUUUUUAGGACUUAGAGGCAGGUGACCAGGUUUUACAGACAGGUUGACAAUCUUCAUAUAUCAUUCCUUAAUAGUACAGAUGAUUAUUAGGAAACUGGCUCUUCAUGAAAAAACAAACACUGGUUUGGUCUUAAAGAAGAAAGGUUUUUUUUUCCUUGUCUUGGUGUAGGUUUUGCCAUGUGUACUUCUUCUUCAGUUUUUGUUUUCCCUGUUAUGUCACACAAUGAGUAUGAACCUGUUGGUUUUACUAUGGGUGGGCAUAUUUACACAAAGCCCACCUAUAACACUAUUGUAAAUAUAGAAAACCCUGCCAACUAGUUCACUGAUUGUGCAUAUUUUUGUCGCCACAUUGACUUAUAAAGCACAUGUUGUGGCUUCAUGCUCAUUAAAGAUUAUGGUUUUAGAAAAUAGUUUUUUAUUUGUUAUUGCUGUCUUGAUAGAAAGCUUUUUCUUAAGAGUCUGACUCUAAAACCUGCACAUAAGAGACAGACAUUUUUGUAAAGAAAAUGUCACUAUUAAACAAUACUCCCUUAUCAGUGUGAAAGUAUUCAGGGUGGAUUUUCCCUUUUUUUUAAAGGGUGAAUACUAUUGUAUAACUACAGGAUUCUUUUCUUUCUUAAAACACUUUUAAAAGCAUCUUCUCGCUCAUCAAAAACAAGCCCUAUUUUUUAAUUUAAACACUUGGUCUGCUGCAGUUACUGAUGAUAUAAAUACAUAUUGUAAAAUUCAGUGAAACUUUUUUUCUUAUCUUGGAAAAUGGUGUAUGCCUGUUCCCAUGGAAUACUAUAAUAAAGACACACUUAAAAAUGC